Molecule: messenger RNA, 747 nt
Organism: Trichomycterus rosablanca
Lineage: Eukaryota; Metazoa; Chordata; Actinopteri; Siluriformes; Trichomycteridae
Product: GTPase IMAP family member 9-like
Exons: 1
Coding region: 1-747 (248 amino acids)
Molecular function (GO): GTP binding
Source: RefSeq, a predicted model, not a curated record
AUGGACCAGGAGGAAUGGAGGAUCGUGCUGCUGGGGAGGACUGGUGCUGGGAAGAGUGCAACAGGAAACACCAUCCUGGGAAGAAAUGUUUUCAGAUCAAAACGAUCUUUAUAUACUGUAACAAAAAUCACUGAACGUGUAGAAGCUGUGAUAGAAGGAAACCGUGUACGUGUGGUUGAUACACCAGGAUUCUUUGACACAAAACUGGCACGAGAUCAGUUAGCGAAGCAGUUUGCCAAGAGUGUUUAUCUCUCACAACCAGAAGUUCAUGCUCUCAUUCUGGUUUUCAAAUAUGAUUCAUUUACAGAAUAUGAAGAGGAAAUGAUUAAGAAGUUACAGGAGGUUUAUGGUGAGCAGGUUACAGAUCACAUGAUCAUUUUGUUUACUCAUGCUGAUGGUGUCAGAGAGGAAGAAAUAGUUAGAAGUACAAAUGAACAUCUCAGAAGGGUUUUAGAUCAGUGUGGAGGAAGAUUUCACAUCUUUAAUAAUAAAGAACAACAGAACAGACAGCAGGUGGCUGAACUUCUGCAGAAGAUAGACAGCAUGGUGCAGUGGAAUGAAGGAGGAUUCUACACUAAUGAGGUGUAUAAGGGAGCGCAGGGCUCAAACUGGGAGGAAUUCAGGGAGAAAAACAAGAAAUUAAUUUUAUUUAGAACUACUCUUUUAGCUGCAGCUGUGCUGAUGCUAGUAACAACAGUUAUUAUGGGGGUGGUGAUGUUAGUGAUGAAGGGAGUAUUUAAGUGGUAA